AUGGGAUGUGGCACCUCCAUUGCUACGGAGACGCAAAGGAACAGAGUGGAGACAGAUGGCAUAGUUAAGACUCCCAGCCCGGCUCUGACUAUGAAGGCAGCUGUAUUGAUCCAGCGUUGGUACCGGCGCUACAUGGCCCGUCUGGAGAUGAGGCGCAGGUACACCUGGAACAUCUUCCAGUCCAUUGAAUACGCCGGCGAACAGGACCAGCUACAGCUCUCCAGUUUCUUCAGUUUCAUGCUGGACAACUUCACUCACCUGAAUGGAAAUGGACCAGACCUGAUCUCCCAGCUGCUGGACCCAGUGGUCAACCCCUGGUUAGACAGAGAGACCUGCUAUAACUUGAUCCCUGUUCCAGAGUCGUACACCGGACCCCGGCUAUCGUUCCCUCUCUCCGUCUCUGAUACGAACGCUCUCCUCUGUGCGUUUAAGGAGCAGCAGACUCUGCAUGCCAGAUAUGUUCUGCAGCUGCUUUACGAGACCAAAAAGCUCCUCAAGCAGAUGCCCAACAUCAUCCACUUGUCAACAUCCUACACCAAAGAAAUCACUAUAUGUGGUGAUCUGCACGGGCGGCUUGACGACUUACUCCUCAUAUUUUAUAAGAACGGCCUUCCCUCUGCGGAGACGCCAUAUGUGUUUAAUGGGGACUUUGUGGACCGAGGGAAAAAGUCAGUUGAAGUGGUCACGCUCCUGUUCGCCUACCUUCUGCUUUACCCCGACAACAUGCACCUGAACCGAGGGAACCAUGAAGACCACAUAAUGAACCUCAGAUAUGGGUUCACAAAGGAAGUCAUGCAGAAGUACAAGACCCACGGCCGCGAGAUCCUUCAGCUGUUUCAGGAUGUUUUCAGCCUUCUGCCCAUUGCGACAGUCAUUGACGGUAAGAUCCUGAUCGUUCACGGUGGGAUUUCAGACCAGACCGACCUGGACUACCUCAGCACCAUAGAGAGGCACAAGGUGAAAUCUGCACUGAGGUUUCCCAGACGCAGUUUGGAGCAGCUGGACCUCGGUCAGUCCAGCAGACAGAUGAAAAGGAUGAGAUCGAGCGACGGCUCUCGCCCCAGCAGCAGUCGCAGCUUCAGCAAGAACCAAACAACCCAGAACCAGAGAAAGAGGCGAUGCAGGCUCACCCGACAAGACAGCAACGUCUCCACUUCCUCCUCCUCGUCCUCAUCGUCCUCGUCUUCCUCUUCUCUCUGCUCUCCCCGAACUCUGUCCUGCCUCACGCCUCGUGCGUGCCCGUCUUCUCCAAGCAUGCCUCACAAUAUCAAUGUCGUCCAAGUGCCUUUCCUGGACUCCCUGUCCUCUGUUCCCCCUCCUUCACCUCCACAACAUGAACGGGAAUGGAAACAGAUAGUGGAUAUAUUGUGGAGUGACCCUAAAACCCAAGAGGGCUGCAGUCCCAACACAUUCAGAGGUGGAGGCUGCUACUUCGGCCCGGACGUCACCCGCAGACUGCUGCUCCAACACGGACUCCAGCUCCUCAUCAGGUCCCAUGAGUGCAAACAGGAGGGAUAUGAGCUGUGUCACGGUGGACAGGUGAUCACCAUUUUCUCAGCGUCGAACUAUUACGAGGAGGGAAGCAACCGUGGAGCGUACAUCAAAGUGGGCAGAGAACUGGUUCCCCGCUUCUACCAGUACCAAGUCAGCCGCACAACACGCAAGCUCACCCUGACUCAGAGAGUGCGAGCUGCUGAAGGCACCGCUCUCAGGGCCCUGAAGGAGAAGCUGUUUACCCAUCGUUCUGAGCUGAUGUCGGGCUUCCAGCAGUACGACCAGUACAACACUGGUUGUGUGUCAGUCAGUGAAUGGGCUCAGGUGUUGGAGUCUGUACUGAGGCUGGAGCUGCCCUGGAGGACACUGCGUCUGCACUUAGCCCGUCUGGCACCAGAUGGCAGUGUGGAGUAUCAGUCCUGCUUUGAGGAUAUGGAACCAGGGAUUCCUCUGUCUCAGGUCACUCCAAACUUGGCUGAAACUCUGUUCAGAUACAGGACAGACAUUGAGAUAAUAUUCAACAUUAUAGACAAAGACCAUUCAGGUCUGAUCUCUAUUGAGGAGUUUCGUCACACCUGGCGUCUCUUCAGCGCCCACCUGGGCGUUGAUAUUGACGACAGAGCCAUCGAUGACCUGGCCCGAAGUAUCGACUUCAACAAGGAUGGCAGUAUAGACUUCACUGAGUUUCUGGAGGCCUUCAGAGUGGUACACAAACUAGACAACAAGGAUCAACAAGUCAACGGAAAGAUGGAUGGAGAGAAGUAUUCUUGA
Messenger RNA from Chelmon rostratus (copperband butterflyfish), 2265 nucleotides. RefSeq names its product protein phosphatase, EF-hand calcium binding domain 1 (gene ppef1). Gene Ontology annotation, biological process: detection of stimulus involved in sensory perception. Gene Ontology annotation, cellular component: nucleus; cytosol. Gene Ontology annotation, molecular function: calcium ion binding; protein serine/threonine phosphatase activity; protein binding. The record is from RefSeq and is a predicted model, not a curated record. Lineage: Eukaryota; Metazoa; Chordata; Actinopteri; Chaetodontiformes; Chaetodontidae. The coding region runs from base 1 to 2265 and encodes 754 amino acids. The transcript has 18 exons.